AGCAGUUUGUGUUUCAGUGUCAUUAUAAACAUCGAUUAAACAAAAUGGGUGUGAUUUUGUGCAAAAUUCAUCUGUUUAACAAUCUCCAUAAGAUCAGUAUGAUAUCCAAAGCCUACUCUUGAGAGCACAGCCGUUUGUUUUCACAGAACAAGCAUACUAAUUUUAACACAUACUCAAAUACCAAUUAUCCGUUGUGUUUUUGCAAUAAUCGAUUUGAAGCUUCAUACAGCAAUUAAAGUUACUCUACUUAAACCAGCAGCAAUACGCAUUGUGCUUGUUAAAAUAAUGACCACUCAAGAAGAUCGGACUUUGAAAUCUGGAAUGUCCUUCCCCAAGUGGAUGAAGAGCAGAAUGAACGAUAGGUUUGACCUAGACCAGAGCACGUUUUCUCCGCCAGAGCUCGAUGAUAGCUUUAUGCAUUACUACCGUCAGUCAACAAUGAAAAAUGACAAAACAACAGACACGAAAAUGGUGGAAGCAUCGACCGGUCAACCGAUCAAAACCGAUUUCAGUCACAUUUCCGCAAAAAGUGAACAUUUCACUAAGCCGAGACCGAAAGGCACUGACGACGGAUUCAAAAGCGAAGCCUCGCAAGUCGGAAACUCCAUUCUGAGAGUGGCCAGUCAAAUAGUGUCUGGAAAACGGCUGCCGGAAAACAGGCCCGAACCUGCUGAAGAAUGCGAGCAACUGCUGGCAAAGUUCGAUCCAUAUAGGCGAAGAGGCAGCAAGUCUCUUCCUGCUUCACCGCUUUCGUCGCCCAAGAGCAGGAGGAGGAUGAACAAGUUUUUCACCAGUCCCUAUGUGGAGGCUGACAAGUCCAAGGGAUGGAUCUUGGCCAGUCUGCUGGCCAAGAGGGAGUUUUCUCAGUCCAUGGGGUUCAUUGGCGAGGAGAAGAAGGAGGAGUUGGAGCGGGCCGCUUCUACUGCCAGCAUGGACGAUUUCAAGCAUAAAAGCCCGGCUUUCCAGGCCAAACCGUCGGAGUUGAGGGAGAUGAACUUUUGGUCUCCCACAUCGAUGUAAAACUCAAUCUCACACUCAAUUAUUAUUGCUAUUUGACUAUAUGUUAAAAUUUAGUAUUAACGUGCUGUAAUAAUGUACUUUAAGACACUCUAAGGCAAUUUAAGUGGUGUACUUGCUAGAUGAAUGGUAAAAUGUGUGAUCUCUGUCUGAAAGUUGUGAUACAAUAGAGUAAAUUCCAGAUCA
Molecule: messenger RNA, 1203 nt
Organism: Dendroctonus ponderosae (mountain pine beetle)
Lineage: Eukaryota; Metazoa; Arthropoda; Insecta; Coleoptera; Curculionidae
Exons: 3
Coding region: 286-1020 (244 amino acids)
Source: RefSeq, a predicted model, not a curated record